AUGGGGGGUCUUAGCUUGACUGGUCCUAGCCCCCGGGUCAAGUGCAGCCUCCCUGGUUGUAAGAGGCUGUUCCAAACGGCGGCUGCUAUGGAGGAUCACCGGUGGGCUUCUCACAAUCUGCCAAUCGGGGGAAAAGCGAGCUGCGGCUUCCCUGGGUGUAACGCCUGGUUUGACACCAAGGAACAGCUGAAGCAGCACGGGGAAGAUAUGCACCCCGAGGCGCCCAAGCCGUGGGUGUGUCAGGAGUGCGGUGAUCUGUACAGGACGGAAGCGGGGCUGGAUAGCCAUUGCGUGGUGAUGCACUCAGUGUCGCGAAUCCCUUCCACAAAGCGCCACGAGAUCGAGACGGCCUUCCUCCGAGCCUGGGCAAAAACGGAGACAGCUCCGAGGAGGGUGCAUGAAGUCCUUGCCAUCAGCACGUCCCAACUGGCACAGACUUUGCACAACGAUUACGCCGAGCAAGUGCGGAAACAGGCGGGCGGAAGUCACCAGGACGUCCGGUGCCUCCAAGACGGAAACGUCCGCAUCCGCUUCCACGGCUCAGGGAUGAAAUGCUCGCUUGGGCUCCACGGGAACACGAGCCUCUGCCCCGAGCCCGACUGCGGGGUUUGCGGCAUCCUGCGCAGCGGGUUCCGCUCCAAAAAGAUCCGGACGGACGCCUUCCAGAGGUUCGGCACGGGCUUCUACCUGACGUCAGCGUCCGGCAAAGCGAAUGACUACGCAUGGGCAGACGAUCAUACUAUGGGCCGGCACGGACUGCGGGCCAUGCUCGUUUGUCAGGUGGUCGCCGGCCGCGUUUACCGGACGGUUAACAACGAGCCGCUGCUAAUGAGGCCCCCGGAUCAGUACGACUCGGUGGUAGGAGAAGUGGGCCCGGUUCUCAACUACGACGAAAUAGUGGUGUACAACAAGCGGGCUAUUCUGCCGCUCUACUUGGUGAUUUACAGCGCAUAG
Messenger RNA from Klebsormidium nitens, 954 nucleotides. Lineage: Eukaryota; Viridiplantae; Streptophyta; Klebsormidiophyceae; Klebsormidiales; Klebsormidiaceae. The record is from the annotation of a GenBank genome assembly.